This is a messenger RNA of Acyrthosiphon pisum (pea aphid), 1745 nucleotides long. RefSeq lists its product as uncharacterized. Lineage: Eukaryota; Metazoa; Arthropoda; Insecta; Hemiptera; Aphididae. The transcript is spliced from 4 exons. The coding region runs from base 779 to 1246 and encodes 155 amino acids. The record is from RefSeq and is a predicted model, not a curated record.
UGUGAACAGCAGUUCAGUCGCGAGCGGCGGCGGGAGUCGGACGUUCCGCGCGGUCGGCGGCGGCGCGGUCGACGACCACCUGUCAGCCGAUCCGGGAGUGCUGUCCGUCGGGUCAAGGCUACUGCGACACGGAUUCCGAGCGAUGACCGAUCCGGUGGUGGUUGGUUACCAUCGCAGACAGCAAUUUUUUGUUUAAUAAUAUAUAUUUCAUUAUAAGCCGCCAAAGUGCGACGCCGCGUAAGUGCUACCUAGUCGAUUUUGCUGUCUUUAUUUUUAUUUUAGUAUAAACUAUAAAUUAAUAAAAUAACAUGAUCAUAAAUUAAAAACAAUUUUGGCACAGUUAUGCUGAUAUGAUUACGAUAAUAUCUUGGUUUGGAGAUUUAAUUUUCAUCCUGAUACCAGUGUUCGCUAUAUGCUGACUGCCAAUUAAAUGUUGUUCUUGCCAACUGCUAUUCAUUGUUCAAGAAUUAAAUCUGAAGUCAAUAAAUUCAACCCAACAGAUUCAAAAACAGAAAUUUUUCUUGUUUAAAAAGAGAAGUCAGAAUACUAUCAAUUCACAUAGGACACAUACCUAAUAUAGUCUAUACUUUACUCUCUAACUACUUUUGAUUUGUAAUGAUCAUCAAAUUAUAUCUGACUAUAUGGGAAUUCCAUAUUUUCUUACGAUACUAUCAUUUUAUUACAAAGAAAAGGACCAAAUGGCAAAAUUCUUAAAGCAGCUAGCAGUCUACAAGGAGUAUUUAUAUUUAUUAUAUUCGUGGCCAAGCGCAAAAUUAUUAUGGACUUAUGGGAAAAGUUUAGAGGUUCAAUGGAUCACAGGACAAAAUUGACGACGGGUUCUUGUUGCCCACGGAUGGCAGCCUUUACCUUAUCGAUAAGACCAGCUUGUACCGGACACGGAAUAUUCACGCUGCUCGUGUACGUCAAACUGUCUUACCUCCGGAACUUCCACGGCUACUACCUCAUGUGCUAUGAGGCCUGUCUGCUGGUGAUGUUCGUCUGCGAAAUAACCGACUUAAUGACACAGGACGAUAUAAACAGCCCGUUGAGCAUUCCAUUCGAUAUGUCUUACAUGUUUUUAUUGAUAAGGGUAGACAAACUUAUUGAAAAUCUUGAAUACAAUUUUCAAGACUUAGAUUUAAAUAGAAAAAAAAAUUAUGAAUUCUUAAUAAUUCAUAAUAAUUUGCUAACUUUCAUAUUUUUUCGUAUUUUGUCAAGAUUUCAAAUUACACUUUUGUGCAUUUGAAUAUUAGAAUAUAUAAUUCCUAGAAAAUCCUAUACAUUAAGAUGACCAUAUACCCGUAUAUACGUAGUCCACUUCUUAUAAACCUACAAGAUACCACAUUUGUGAUCAGCUGAACCAAUUUAAGUUACCUAACUUGUGAGCCAAAAAUAAAUUCAUGCGUGUGGCGUGAGGUAUGGCUACGGGAUAAGCCUAAGAAAUCGUUGUGUUGUUUGUUGAUGGAAACAUAAAUGGUACCAAUUACUGCAUAUUUAUUAUUGUUAUAGUGUAAACCUUUUCAUAAAAUAAAUUUUACAAUUUUAUGCCUUGGACUGCUAUUUUUGCUGUCAUAACCAGUGUCGUUUUUAUGGUUAUGGUGGAGGGCCCAACUCCCUGGCAUGUGUGAGUGUUUAAAUUCGAAGUACUUAGGUAAUUCUAAUAGUCAUCAAAACGUCCACUUUUGAUAAGCUAUACCUAAAUAAAAAUUAUUUCAUAACAUACCUAUUAUAAUAUGGAUAUGAAG